AUGCGAAGAUUGCUUUAUGCUCGACGGAGAGCUGGGGCUGAGACGCCCAAAGCAAUCAACAAUGGUGACCACCGCGAAAGCAGAGUUUCCAAGGCUGAGACAAGCGGUGAUGCUUCUGCAAAGGAGGAACUACCCCAAUGCGAACUAAACUGUUGGGUCAAAGAGGCAAUGCGCACUCCCUUGACAAUAGACACGAAGACGCCAACAUAUCUCGGCGACGAUGCGAAAAUUUCAAUUUCGACCGAGAACGCAAAGGCUUACCAGACUCUAACCGGUUGGCAGACGCGUUUGAUUGUCCUCCACCCAGGCGAUGCAGACUCGUCUAUCACCUGUGACCUGAUCGUCGUGAAUCUGAUUGACGGCCCAGGACUCGGAAUCGAUGGUACCGAUGAUACAGUGCUAUACGAUGCGCUUUCCUAUUCCUGGGGCCAACCUGCUCUUGUUUGCGAAAUCAUUUGCAACAAUCAAAGGUUUGGUGUCCCGAAAGAACUGGGCCAUGCCUUGAGCUAUCUUCGUGAUAAAUCUACCAGUCGAUAUAUAUGGUGUGAUGCUAUCUGUAUCAAUCAGCAAAGUCUGGCCGAAAAGUCAAGACAGGUGCAAAAUAUGCUCAGAAUUUUCGAGAAGGCUCACAAGGUAGUGGCAUGGAUUGGUCUGCCGGCGCCGGAAUCUGGACGUGCUCUUGCGGCCCUUGGUCUAAUGAGCGACUCUGCCCGUCGAAAUUCCACGAGCAACCAUAGGGAAAGCUGUCAAAUUGACCUCAAAACCAUCGCUACCGAUGUGUCCGCACACUUGGCGCGUGCGUGGUUCACGAGGACAUGGGUUCGGCAAGAAGUAUUUGCCGCUAAGAGGUUAUUCAUCCAAGCGGGCUCUAAUCAGCUGGACUUCGAAACCUUUGUUGGCGGCGCACAACUCCUACUACAGCAGAUGCCAGACACCCCCAAACGGUGGCCUACAACUUUGAGUGUCUAUCAGAACGAGUAUCAGCACUUUGGAAGCGACCGAGACAACUUUCAAUCACCCAACACCAGACGCCACUUUGUGGGACACUGGUUCGAUGUGUUGGAGAAAGGUCUACUAUUCCAAGUUACCGAGCCACAAGAUCGGAUUUACGGAGCUCUCGGUCUCCUCACAAGCCAAUCAAUCAAGUUCUUCGCGCAAGUCCCAGAGGAAUUGGAGACGCAAACCGCCAAAUUCCCUAUUGAUUAUAGCAAGUCUAUCAACCAGGUCCACCAAGACGUUGUCAAGUUUCUGAUCAACACGACAAAAAGCCUAGCAAUUCUGGAUGUCUUUCGACCUCGAAGUCCCAAACAUUUGUCGAAUGAUCAAACAGCCUCAUGGGAAAUAGACUUCCGGAGGAUUGAAACGAGGUAUCGUGUAAGUUUCUCGAUCGAGAUGGCUCGUGGUGACCCGGUGUUGCAGCAGGACUACGCCAAAUGCAACAAGCUGAACCUCCGAGGUCUGCAGGUGGCAAAGCAGAUUGUCGGGAUCGAUGCCAAGAAAGAUAUUUCCCAUCCCAAGGAUCGUUCCAAGCCGAUUUACGGAAGGUCGAUAUCGCUCAACGAAGUCAUGCGAGGAUCGCAGCGCCGAGGAACCAUGGGACUCUCUGUAUCGAUCGAAAAUCCACCGUAUGCUUUUGUGUUCUCAAAUGUGCAAUCCUCCGCGACAACGUUUGAGUUGAGACAUACGUUGGUCAGGCACGAAGAAAUGUCUGGGGAAUUUGCAGAAUACCUUGCGAGCGAUCAUUUUGUGUUCGCUUACGUUGAAGACUACACCGACGAGGAGUCUAAUCUCGAGAUAGCUCCCCUGCAUCUGCUGGUUCCUCGCUCUACUACCGUCGACGACCGAGUCGUCUCCUUUCAAGGCAGUAGGUGUCUGCACCUUAUAAGGCCAUCGGAUCAGAAUGCAUUGGAACAUAUUUACCUUGGACCUAUUGCUGCAGUGGUGAUUGGUCAAGAUCAGAUUCGCAGGUACGCCAUGAAGAAUGAAUUUUCGGUCAAGUCUGUCACAAAAGCCUGUGACACUGAGCUGUCGCGAAGCCAGAGUGUCUAUGAGCUUGCCUGA
Fonsecaea pedrosoi CBS 271.37 is the source of this 2061-nucleotide messenger RNA. RefSeq lists its product as uncharacterized. The record is from RefSeq and is a predicted model, not a curated record. The transcript is spliced from 2 exons. NCBI's taxonomy places the organism in Eukaryota, Fungi, Ascomycota, Eurotiomycetes, Chaetothyriales, Herpotrichiellaceae. Bases 1 to 2061 code for a protein of 686 amino acids.